AAACACUCCCCUAAUCCCCUCCAUCUUGCCGCCGCCGCCGCCGGAUUGCUUCCGCCCGUCGCCAUGUCCGCCGCGGGAGACCGCUCUCCCCCGCGAGAGGAAGGCCGCGCUUCGAUUCGCGCCCGGGCUCUCCCCAGCGGGCCGCCGGCCGGGAGGCUCAUCGACGACAUCCUCGUGGAGAUCCUCUCGCGCGUCCCGGCCAAGGAACUCUGCCGCUGCAAGAGCGUCUCGAAGCACUGGUUCGGCCUCAUCCACCACCCCGACCACCGCAAGCGGCUCCCCCAAACCCUGGCCGGCUUCUUCUACGGCAGCAGCGCCGGCACCACCGCGCAGCGGCUCCUGGAGCUGCCCUUCCGCUUCACCAGCGUCUCGGGGGACCGCUGCCCUCCGUUCGGCGCCUCCCUCACCUUCCUGCCCAACCACCACCUGCCCGUCGAUCUGCUGGACUCCUGCAACGGCCUCCUCCUCUGCCGAUGUUACCACGUCUCCGACGGGGUUGGCGCGUUCCAUUACGUCGUGUGCAAUCCCGCCACCCAGAAGUGGGUCGUGUUGCCCAGCUCCUGCAAGGACAGCAGCGAGGUGGCCACCACAUCUCUGGGCUUCGACCCGGCUCUAUCGUCGCAUUUCCAUGUGUUUGAGCUGGUAGUUGAGCAGAAUUAUACUCAGGACACUGAGCUUUGCGGAGUGGCGGUGUAUUCGUCUGAAACCGGAGAAUGGAUUUAUAAGGAGAAGAGAUGGAACAGAGCUAGUCGGCACUCCGCAACAGUCUUUCUCGACGGCCUUCUGUUUUUUCGUGUCCUUGACCUUGAAUAUCACGACUGUGUGGCUGCGGUGGACACAAAGGGAGAAACAUGGAUGAAAUUCAGGGUCCCUGGUGGUCAGGUUGAUGAUUUUGGUCUGGCUGAUGGUUUUGUUCAGCAGAUGUUAUUCAGGGUUCCUGGUGGUCCGGCUGAUGAUUUUGGUCUGGCUCAUGGUUUUAUUCAGCAGUCGCAGGGCUGCUUGCAUUUUGCCAAUUUUCAGAGGGAUGAACAUGGUGUUGGCAUUCGAUUGGUGGUUUAUGUUCUGAAAAACUAUGAAAGCGAAGAAUGGAUAGUGAAGCAUAGCAUUAAAACUUCAGACAUAUGUGGAUGGACAGAUUUAUGGCUUGAUGCGGAUUUUGAUUUCAUUGCGAUUCAUCCAGAAUGCAACUCGUUGUUCUUCAUUGCGGGGGGUGUCACAUUAAUGUGCUAUAAUAUGGAUAAUCGGCAGGUCAAAGUGAUCUCCUAUCUUGGAGGUGCCAAGCCGCUAUUUCUGCCCUAUGUGCCGUUGUACACAGAGUCACUAUCACUGCACUGCUAAGUGGAUCUCUGAUCGGAGUCAAUUCUUCAUUCUAUGGGGCAGCGUGCUUGCCAUGUCUGCUUGAAUUUGGCUCUCAUUUGCUCUGACUGAUGAAUGCAUGUUUUUCUGGUUUGGAGCAAUGGUGGUUCAGUAUGGAGGGAAUUUGACUGAUUUCUCUGUGAUCUGCUAUCCAAAUUUGCACUAAACUUUCUGCCAUAUGUAUUGGUCUCUGGUUUAGUCAACUUCUACCUUCAUGCAUUGCUUAACCUCGUGUAGCGUUUGUGUUAAGGUACUAUGAUCAUUAUGUAAGACAUGGACAAUGGUUAUCAUGCAGGAAAACUUUUCUCGAA
This is a messenger RNA of Aegilops tauschii subsp. strangulata, 1667 nucleotides long. RefSeq names its product F-box protein At5g49610. The record is from RefSeq and is a predicted model, not a curated record. Lineage: Eukaryota; Viridiplantae; Streptophyta; Magnoliopsida; Poales; Poaceae. Gene Ontology annotation, molecular function: protein binding.